CCCAGUUGAAACUCUGAGUAAAUAUAGCUGUAGCUAGAGUUUAAUGUGCCUGUCUAGCUCUCUUUCAUCUGUUCCACCUGUUCAUGCUAGACUGCUGUGUAUUUUGCCAGUGUGUCAAGAAGAUACUGAUACUGUACUAUACAUCCUCUAUGCGCGGAUAAUACGUCGGCUAUUGAAGAGACGGGAUCAAAACCCGACGCGGAGAAAAGUCCGGGCUGACCCCACGCCGGGUACCGCUUCAGUUCCCAAUCCCCUCAUCUCUCCACCUGAGUCAAAUUAAAGCAUGAGUGCUCCUCCCCUCCUCCCAUUCCAGUCUAGAGACACUCUCACGUUCCUCACACAAGUCUCUGACUGAGCUCACCAUGGCUACCCCUACAACCACCACAGCGCUCGUCCUCCACGGCGCCAAAGACCUUCGUCUAGUAAGUGCUACCAACUACAUCCAACCCCGCAUUUCCC
Molecule: messenger RNA, 459 nt
Organism: Aspergillus aculeatinus CBS 121060
Lineage: Eukaryota; Fungi; Ascomycota; Eurotiomycetes; Eurotiales; Aspergillaceae
Exons: 1
Coding region: 44-280 (78 amino acids)
Source: RefSeq, a predicted model, not a curated record